AUGGGAGGUUUAACUUUCAUAGGCGCAGUCAUUAUGUUCACCGCUGCAAUGAUCUCCUCAGCCGAAUCAUCGAUAACGACAUUCAGCAAAGCGUUCAAACCACUUUACGGCGAGGCCAACAUCGUCUCCUACGAGGACGAGGGCUCUGUCGAGAUCGCCAUGGACGAGACAACGAGCUCCGGCUUCCACUCAAAGCAAAUGUACACGCAGGGCUACUUCGAGACCUCGCUGAAGCUGCCGGACAGCUACACCGCCGGCGUGGUCGUCACCUUCUACUCCUCCAACAACCAGAAGUACCCCUACCGCCACGACGAGAUCGAUUUCGAGUUCCUCGGCGGCGGAAAGUGGUCUCUCCAGACAAACUUCUACGGCGAGGGCCACGUGGAGCGAGGGAGGGAGGAGAGGUACGACCUGUGGUUCGACCCGUCCGAGGAUUUCCACCGCUACGCGAUCCUGUGGGGCCCGGAGCGGAUCACGUACUACGUCGACCGCGUCCCGAUCCGGCACGUCAACAAGGCUCCUUCCAUUCGGGAGGAGUUUCCUUCAAAGGAGAUGAGGCUUUACGCCACCAUUUGGAACGGGUCGGAUUGGGCCACGGGUGGGGGGAAGUAUAAAAUGGAUAUGAGUUAUGGGCCGUUCAUCGCCAAGUAUUCGGGCUUCGUGAUGAACGGGUGCCCGUUUAAUGAAACGGCCCAAGACUGCCGUGACUAUGGGAUGGGUUUGACGAGGGUUGAGAGAUUGAAGAUGAAUGGCUUCAGGAGGCGUUGGAUGACUUACUCUUACUGCUAUGACAAAAAGCGUUAUCCCCUUGCUUUGCCUGACUGCGUUUUUAAUCGCAAUGAAUUGCGACAUCUCCACAAGCUUCAUCCAAAAACGUUCGGAUCCAAUUAA
Salvia splendens (bonfire salvia) is the source of this 891-nucleotide messenger RNA. RefSeq names its product probable xyloglucan endotransglucosylase/hydrolase protein 27. Bases 1 to 891 code for a protein of 296 amino acids. Gene Ontology annotation, biological process: xyloglucan metabolic process; cell wall biogenesis. The transcript has a single exon. The record is from RefSeq and is a predicted model, not a curated record. Gene Ontology annotation, cellular component: cell wall; apoplast. NCBI's taxonomy places the organism in Eukaryota, Viridiplantae, Streptophyta, Magnoliopsida, Lamiales, Lamiaceae. Gene Ontology annotation, molecular function: hydrolase activity, hydrolyzing O-glycosyl compounds; xyloglucan:xyloglucosyl transferase activity.